AGCCAUGGUCCUGUCCGUGGUGGGCAACAAGAGCGACCUGCAGCAGCUGCGCGCGGUGCAGGCGGCCGAGGCCGCGCACUUCGCCGAGAGCAUCGGCGCGCACUACGUCGAGACCUCCGCCUUGCACGACCAGCAAGGCAUCGACCAGGUGUUCCUGAGCACGGCGUCCGCGCUGCUGCAGCUGUCGCCGUCGCUGCCCUCGCUGCGCUCCUACGACUCCGAGGCCGAGGACCGAGUGCCUGCAGGUAUGCCUACAGAGGAGGACGCGACCCACACCGGGAAGGUGGAGCUGCCCGCCUGGAGCAUCGACAGCAUCGCGCACGGACAGGUGCAGAAGAGUUGCUGCUGACAGCAACCUGACAGCAAUGUGGAGAAGAGGAACUGCUACUGACAACAAUAGUAUAUGAUAACAGUAGAUGCUGACACAGAAGAUAACUUCAAAGACUUGUUCAAGUUACCAAGGUUACGGAUAAUACUAUGAAAUAUCUUGAUCUAGACAAUACAUCAUCAUCAUCCAUUGCUGCUUCUUGUGCCAAUUGCUACGGUCCUGUGCCAGCCUCAUCCAGAGUCGACCCGAGACCUUCACUAUAUCGUCUAAUCAUAUUGCUCCCGGACGAAUGACGCUUUUUCUUCCUCUAACACAAAAAAAAAUCAAUUUGAAGAUAAUGUUGACUGGUCAGAUGGUGCAGAGGUAUUAACCUUGGUUUAUAGAUAACCUAA
Messenger RNA from Trichoplusia ni (cabbage looper), 720 nucleotides. Its product is annotated as ras-related protein Rab-21-like. Lineage: Eukaryota; Metazoa; Arthropoda; Insecta; Lepidoptera; Noctuidae. Bases 5 to 349 code for a protein of 114 amino acids. Gene Ontology annotation, molecular function: GTPase activity; GTP binding. The transcript is spliced from 3 exons. The record is from RefSeq and is a predicted model, not a curated record.